Molecule: messenger RNA, 1261 nt
Organism: Copidosoma floridanum
Lineage: Eukaryota; Metazoa; Arthropoda; Insecta; Hymenoptera; Encyrtidae
Product: MYG1 exonuclease
Cellular component (GO): nucleus; cytoplasm
Source: RefSeq, a predicted model, not a curated record
GCCGCAUGUGUGUUGGAUGCUGUUCAUCCAAGGGAUUUUCUAACAAAAAUCACUCGGAAUUUAAAAAUUUUCCUCCCAAAGAUUGAAUAUCACACUUUUCUCUCGUGAAAAGCACGUAAACUGCCAGUGUGCGUCGAAUACACGUUACGUUCGGAAAAGCAAACUCACGUCGAUUAGCUAGUAUGAGUCCGUUGAAAAUUGGCACCCACAAUGGAACCUUCCACUGCGACGAGGUACUUGCCUGCUACAUGCUCAAGCUUUUGCCCCAAUACCAGGACGCUUCGAUUGUUCGAACUCGAGAUCAAAGUAUUCUUGACAGCUGUGAUAUCGUGGUGGACGUGGGUGGAAAGUACGAUCCCAGUACUCAUCGCUAUGACCACCACAUGAGAACUUUUAACGAGUCCAUAAGCACUGUGAUAAGAAAGCCAGAAUAUACAACAACCAUUAAAUUAAGUAGUGCUGGUUUAGUUUAUUGCCACUUUGGGCACCAAAUAAUCAAGCAUUUAGUUCCUGAAUUGAACGAAGACGAUUUAGAAAGGAUAUUCAAAAAGAUUUACAAUACUUUCAUCGUAGAAAUCGAUGGCAUUGACAACGGAGUACCAAUGUUUGAUGGUGAACCCCUGUAUCGAAUAUGUACGGACCUAUGCUCGAGAGUUGGAAGACUCAAUAUUCAAUGGAAUACACCACAUUUAAAAGAAGACGAACAAUUCAGUAAAGCAAUGGCCAUGGUUGGAGAAGAAUUUACGUAUUUUGUUGAAAAUUCUGUACGCUCAUGGCUGCCAGCUAGAACAAUUAUCCAAGAGUCUAUAAACAAACGAUUUGAGGUUGAUCCCAGUGGUGAAAUCAUUGAAAUGUCUCAGUCAGUUCCAUGGAAAGAACAUCUUUUUAGCAUUGAAAACGAAUCGAAUAUAGAUCCUGCUAUUAAGUAUGUAAUUUUUAAAGAUAACAGUUAUAGGGUUCAAGGUGUACCUCAGCAGUAUGGCAGUUUUGUGUGCAGAAUAUUCUUACCAGAACAAUGGGCUGGAUUGCGAGAUGAAGAAUUGAGUGACGUAGCAAAAAUUAAAGACUGUGUGUUCGUUCACAGUGGUCGUUUCAUUGGAGGAAAUAAAACACGUGAAGGAGCUUUGGAAAUGGCUCGUCAAGCACUAAAAAUUGAAAAGUCAAUGAAUAAGUAAUCAGUUCCAACCCAAACCUUGUUAAAAUACAAAAAUGUACAAAAGCAUGGAUGAUAAAAAUUUUUGUAAAAUUCAUCGAAAUAAUA